Pyrenophora tritici-repentis Pt-1C-BFP is the source of this 240-nucleotide messenger RNA. NCBI's taxonomy places the organism in Eukaryota, Fungi, Ascomycota, Dothideomycetes, Pleosporales, Pleosporaceae. The record is from RefSeq and is a predicted model, not a curated record.
AUGGUCGGUUAUUCCGGUCGGUUAUUCCGGUUAACCGGUUGGUCGGCAUUUUCGGCCGGUCUUGGUCGACCGAUUAAAGAGAGCCUACAAACCGCUGUGAGCUCUAUUCACAUCUCCUCCGAUCUCUGGUCUUCGCCUAACCGCUAUUCUCUUCUGGGCAUUACUGCACAUAUCUCGAAAGGCUACUUUAUGCUAAGGGCAUUUCCUUUAAUGCAGAGCAACGGCGUGUUCGCUGUAUAG